Spodoptera litura is the source of this 1284-nucleotide messenger RNA. Its product is annotated as apolipoprotein D. Gene Ontology annotation, cellular component: cytoplasm. Gene Ontology annotation, molecular function: pigment binding. Gene Ontology annotation, biological process: response to reactive oxygen species; lipid metabolic process. The record is from RefSeq and is a predicted model, not a curated record. NCBI's taxonomy places the organism in Eukaryota, Metazoa, Arthropoda, Insecta, Lepidoptera, Noctuidae.
AUUCCAGCCAGUCUCAAACCAACCGCCGACCGGUGACGGCGUGCUUUCGAAUUCCAAAUUUAAAUUCAGUUCGGUAUUCAAAAUGUACAGUUUAACGGUUUUAGGGGUGUUGUUGGCGGUAUGUGGGGGUGCAUUCAGUCACAGUUACCACUUGGGGGCGUGCCCCGUGGUGGAACCCAUGCCCGGGUUCGAAAUGAACAAGAUGUUGGGCGUUUGGUACGUGAUCCAGAAGACGUCGACAGCCUCACAUUGUCUCACCUACAACUUCACGAAGACCGAUGAGCCAUACAGAUAUGAACUGGAACAGUCUUCUCAGCACUUCAUCUUGGGACUGACGCCUCUUAAGCAUGACUAUAGGUAUACUGGAGUACUAACAGUCCCAGAUCCCGCAGUGCCAGCUAGAAUGAAAGUCAGAUUCCCACUCAGCGUAGCCGGGUCAGCAAGCUACACUGUCCUGAUGACUGACUACACCACCCACGCCGUCGUCUUCACGUGCCAGAAGCUUGCGUUCGCGCACCGAAGGUCUGCCACCAUCCUUUCAAGGACCAAGGAACUCGACAGGAUUUACUUGGACAAGAUGCGCAACAGGUUGGCAGCUUUCGGUGUGGACCCGUAUGACCUGUCCAUCAUAUCGCAGAGCGAGUGUCCUACCCAUAAGAAUGGCUCCGAAGGUGUCAACAUCAACAUCGACCCUGAGACCUUCUCCUCACACAACAUCGGACAAGCUGUCAGGAAGACUGGCUCCGCUAUCGCUGAUGGCGUAGAGUACGUGGUAGAGGCCGGUAAGACUGUAUACAAUAAGGUGGCGAGCAGCAAGGAGGACCUCACCGAGUCUCCCGCCGGACGCUCGCACUCCGUCAAAGAUGACGCCGAGUGGUUGCCUUGAACGUCCUAGACUUUGUUCUCAAGUACAAGUAGCUGUAGUACGAAACAUCUAAUAGACAUUGACUGAAACUCCACUUUGUAAGCUCUAUUUCCACUAUCAUAGAAGCGUUUUUCCAUCGUUUCUAAACUUAAGUGUAUAGGAAAGAUCUUUGUUUUAUACAACAGCAAUAGUAGACUUAGUAAAUAAAUGUGCGUUAUUUUUAGCCAGGCAAUAGUACCAACUAGAACCUAGAACGCAAUGUUUUAUACAACAACAGUAGUUCGCAGUCUUAGUAAACAAAUGUGCCUUAAGUUUUUAGCAGAGCAAUAAAAUUAAAAACCACAGACUAGACGAAACUUUCUCCCACUUGUAUGUAGAUGAAUUAAUGCAUUUUAUAUUUUUUUGUAAUUAGAAUGACU